AUGGUUGAAAGCUUAACACAAUCUGGCAAGAAGACCGCCUUUUUAAUUGGUUGCACAUGUGUUGGUGCACUGGUCGCCUACAGGUACUGGAAAAAGAGAGAACUCAGGUCGAUCGACGAAGGCUUCGAAGAAGUUACCAAGAUCGGGGACAGCUAUGAGCGAAGAGUUCUCCUGCUCGGCUUGGACGGUGCUGGAAAAACUUCAGUGAUGAACCAAGCGAUUGCCUCUACGGAUGAGAAAAGCUUAUAUAUUGUCCCGCCAGUACCUACGCAUGGCUUUCGUGUAUAUGUGUUAAAGUAUGGGCCCUAUACUUUUAAUAUUUGGGAAAUCGGAGGAGCAGACGACACUAGGAAGUAUUGGAGCAACUUUCUACAAGACACCGACUUGUUGGUUUUUAUGGUAGAUGCUUCGGACACAAAUAAACUGUCGCAUGCCGUGUCCGAGCUCAAACAGCUCUUGGGUGAUUCCAGAAUGGACAACGUACCGAUCCUAGUUAUUGCAAACAAGCAGGAUCAAUUGGAUGCUCUAAGGCCAAACGAGGUGAAGGAAGCUCUUGAUCUCGUCAGUAUAGCUCCUAAAAAACACAAAGUCGAAGUAAUCGGAUGUCAAACUCGACCUUUACCGGAACUCCCAACUGAAUGUGCUGACUUUAAUUGGCAUCAUCCUUCCGUGGAUGUUGUACGAAAGAAAAUAUUUUCUAUGGCUACGUCUUCCUAGAAUUAAUUUAUUAUCAUUUUAAGAUAUGAAUUAUUUUGCUGAUAAAGAGAGGAAAAAGACUAUUUUUAUUUUGAGUUAUGGAGAUCGUAAUGGAAGAUGUUAUGAACGUCGUACAUUCGAACAGAGAUUCAAUGUCAUUCUUUAUUAUAGAUGUGUAACUCGAAUGCAGCAAAUGUUACCUAUACUGUUAAUUAUUGUCUUUCGGUAAUUGUCGCAACUAAUAGCACGACUUUAAACUAUAGUUGUCAAAAGAAUAACAAAGCAAGGAACGAAAUGUCUCAAAGUUUAUGCAUAUCACUUUGGAGUAACUGCAUAGCACAGUGGUAGAAAUUUCUACACUUUUGAUAUUUCCUUUCGAAUGUUGUUUAGAUACGAAUGCAACGCCACCUGUAUGAAAUAAAUUGUUCGAUGUAAA
Molecule: messenger RNA, 1132 nt
Organism: Orussus abietinus
Lineage: Eukaryota; Metazoa; Arthropoda; Insecta; Hymenoptera; Orussidae
Product: ADP-ribosylation factor-like protein 3
Exons: 4
Coding region: 1-717 (238 amino acids)
Cellular component (GO): microtubule cytoskeleton; cytoplasm
Molecular function (GO): GTPase activity; GTP binding
Source: RefSeq, a predicted model, not a curated record